Acanthamoeba castellanii str. Neff is the source of this 633-nucleotide messenger RNA. RefSeq names its product CobW/P47K family domain containing protein. Lineage: Eukaryota; Discosea; Longamoebia; Acanthamoebidae. Bases 1 to 633 code for a protein of 210 amino acids. The record is from RefSeq and is a predicted model, not a curated record. The transcript has 4 exons. Gene Ontology annotation, cellular component: cytoplasm.
AUGAAGUCACCACCACUAACAGAACAACCAGAAGCUGAGGCCCCCAAAGCGAUUCCGGUGACCGUGUUGACGGGGUACCUGGGGUCCGGCAAGACCACGCUCUUGCGACGGCUCCUUCACCAGCACGCCCACACGCCGCUGCGCCUCGCCGUCAUCGAAAACGAGUUUGCGACGUCUGGCAUCGGCACGGAGAACGAGCUGCGUGAGGACGCGCAGCAUGCGGCGUGCCGGGCGCAGAUCAUCGAGACCAGCAGCGGGUGCCUGUGCUGCUCGGCCGGCGGGAAGGACUUCAAGCGCGUGCUCGCCCAGCUUGUCGACCACCGCGACAAGUUCGACCACGUCAUCAUCGAGACCACGGGCCUGGCCGACCCCGCAUUCGCCGCCACCUUUUUCAAACCCAACGAGGAGAUCUUUGACAAAUGGAUCUGGAAGAACUGCGAAGUCGACGAUUGGGAGUAUGAGGGCGAGAGCGACGGCCAUACACCGGCAAGGUCAGCAUCUACGGUUUGCUCAUCGAUGUUUCCCCGAUUCCGCUUCAUUGAGAAACAUAAAGUGGCCUCACAAAAUGCCAGAACCCUUCGUGACCGUCGGCGAUCUCCAUGUCUUCAUCCGCGAGAAAAACUGCUCGGGUGA